Messenger RNA from Entamoeba invadens IP1, 1425 nucleotides. RefSeq lists its product as hypothetical. The record is from RefSeq and is a predicted model, not a curated record. Lineage: Eukaryota; Evosea; Mastigamoebida; Endamoebidae. Gene Ontology annotation, molecular function: GTPase activator activity. Gene Ontology annotation, biological process: activation of GTPase activity. The transcript is spliced from 2 exons. Bases 1 to 1425 code for a protein of 474 amino acids.
AUGGCAGAGAUUACUCAGUGUUUAAAGACACUCUACCUCCAACAAGACUCUUUAACAAAACUUCAUCAAGUAGCGUUGGAGAGUGGGUUAAACAAGAGUCUCCGUCCAUUGGCUUGGAGAAUCUUUUUAGGUGUUUUGCCUUCAGAAUUUGGUGAGGGAUGGGAAAAGAUCAUUCAAAAGCAACGGGAAAAAUACAUAUCUCUUCGAGCAAAGCAUUGGGACAAUAAAGAGAUGUUGGACCCCAAACCAAAGUUCAUUGACCCCCUUGCUCCACCAACAGAAAACCCUGUUGUAAAAGAGAAUAAAGACAUUUUGAGAAGGGUGGAAGGUGACGUUCAAAGACUUUUUUCCGACCAAGAGUAUUUCACUAACACUGAAUUGAGGAAUAAGAUCACGAGAAUGUGUUAUGUAUUUGCAAAGGAUAAUCCUUUGAAAAACUACCAACAAGGUUUCCAUGAACUAAUGGCUAUCUUAUACCAUACUUUUGAUACCGAUAAUACUACUACUGUAUUUAUCAAGUCAUGUGAAGAACUCGACUUAACUGACGAUGAAAAGAGAAUACUGAGAUGUGUGUUGGACAAAGAACAUUUAGAAGAAGACAUUUACACUAUUUUUGAGUUCUUAAUGAAGGAUUUGGGAGACUUCUAUCAAUCCAAAGACGCCAAAAUCGACGACAAAAGAUCAAGAAUACAAGAGAAGUGUGACGAGAUCUUCGGGUACUUGAAUACGUACGACGGACAAUACCACUCACUGUUAGUCAAACAUGAGGUCAUCAACAUUUUUGCAAUCAAAUGGAUUAAGAUGAUGUUUGCCAGAGAGUUUUUGUUGAAUGAUGUUGUGAUUAUUUGGGACUCUCUGUUUGCGUUUGGUAAAAAGCUGAAACUGUUGGAUGGAUUUUUCCUUGCUAUGUUGCACUUUGUUCGCAAUGACAUUAUUGAAAACAACGACCAAGUCUACACGAUGAAAAGGGUGAAUAAAUUUCCACCUGUUGAAAACCUUCAUAAUUUGAUAACUUUAGCGAUCAAUAUAUCCGAGGGUAAACCGCCAGUCAUAGUCAAAAAGGUCGAGCCACAACAUGAAAAGAUCACAUCGAAAUUGACUGGAUUCUUCAUAGGGAAGAAAACAAAAGAAGAGAAUAAAGGACACGAGAAACAAUUUGUGGAUAAAACAUCAACCCCAUCGACUAUGGAAGCUAUAGAAUCGAACGAAACACCAUCAUGGAUGUCAGAAAGUCCUUGGGGAGAGACAGUCACAGGAAAGAAAAUUCGAGCGGUGAAUGAAAAUGCGGAGAAGGCCAAAGCCGCCGAGAAUCAUAAAAUACUGAAACAAAGCAUCGACCAAUUAGAGGCGGAAAACAAGAAAGAACCUCUCGAUAUCGAGGCGAUCAAACGGAUCGUCGAGGAUCUGAAGCUCUCGUUGAAUUGA